Molecule: messenger RNA, 2456 nt
Organism: Prosopis cineraria
Lineage: Eukaryota; Viridiplantae; Streptophyta; Magnoliopsida; Fabales; Fabaceae
Product: probable methyltransferase PMT19
Exons: 6
Coding region: 285-2021 (578 amino acids)
Cellular component (GO): cytoplasm; trans-Golgi network; endosome
Molecular function (GO): methyltransferase activity
Source: RefSeq, a predicted model, not a curated record
CUUUCUCCCUCCGACCAACCGAUAUAUCUUCUACCUCUCUCCUCUUUCUUUAUUUCACUAAUCAAUCACAGACCUCAUCAUCACUAUAAAAAUGCACCAUCCCUUGGCUUGCGUGCGUCUUCCUUCCAUUUUCUUCCAUUCUUACGUUCAAGAAGCCACCCGCUUUUACGUACCGGCCCAUCAACCAACGAGUUCAAGAACCACAGUGUUACAGUAAUCCAAACAGCUAUUUCUUUCCCGCGUUUUCGCUGCACAACCCUAUCAAUCUUCAACACCCAACAGCAAUGGCUUCCACCUUAAUACCCCUUCAAUCUCUAGCUUCCAGUUUUGUCGGACGACCUUUCAUCAGAAUCUUCUUAGCCUUCAUCCUCUGCUCCCUCUUCUACGUUGUUUUUUUCAGUCUUGGUGUUUCUGAAGAACAUCCUCAACAAUUCUUAGAAAUGGUUGACUUCGAAUUCUGCCCUGAUAACUACACAAAUUACUGCCCCUGUCAGGAUCCGCGCAGGCAAAAGCGGUUCUCCAAUUUCAUGUGGUUUCGUAAAGAGCGUCAUUGCCCAAACAUCAGUGAAAGAUUGCGCUGUUUGAUUCCUAAGCCAUUGGAUUACCAAAAGCCUUUUACAUGGCCUGAGAGUAAGGACACAGCUUGGUUCAGUAAUGUCCCUUUUCCCAAGCUUGCGGAAUAUAAAAAGUCUCAGAAUUGGGUCAGAUUGGAAGGUGAUCGUUUUGCGUUUCCCGGUGGCGGCACUUCGUUUCCUGAAGGAGUUAAGGGUUAUGUUGAUACUCUGAACCGUAUUCUGCCCUUGGAAUCUGGUGAUAUACGAACAGCUCUUGAUGUUGGUUGUGGGGUUGCAAGCUUUGGAGCAUCGUUAAUGGACUACAAUAUCUUGACAAUGUCAGUUGCCCCAAGUGAUGAACAUGAAGCACAAGUUCAGUUUGCCUUAGAAAGGGGACUUCCGGCCUUGCUUGGAGUACUAAGCGUUCACAGGCUACCAUUCCCUUCAAGAUCAUUUGAUAUGGCUCACUGCUCCAGAUGCCUUGUCCAAUGGGCUGCUUAUGAUGGGCUAUAUCUCUUAGAGAUUGACCGGCUUUUGCGCCCUGGGGGUUAUUGGGUACUGUCUGGACCACCCAUAAAUUGGAGAGAAAACUACAGAGCGUGGCAGAGAGAGCCUGAGUUUUUUGAAAGGGAACAGAACAUUUUGGAAGACCUUGCUAAGAGGAUGUGCUGGAAAAAAGUUGCUGAGAGAGAUGGUUUUGCAGUGUGGCAAAAACCCACCAAUCAUGUCCACUGCAUCCAAGUGAAGAGGAUAUGGCCAUCCCCUGCUUUCUGCAACUCUACUGAUGCUGAUGCUGGUUGGUAUACAAAAAUGACUGCAUGCAUUUUUCCUCUUCCAGACGUGAAUGAUAUUCGUGAAGUAUCUGGUGGUGCUCUUGAGAAAUGGCCUGCAAGGUUAAACACUGCUUCACCUAGAAUUAAGAAUGAAGCUAAUGAUGGGAUCAGAGUCAGAGACUUUGAUGAAGAUACACAGACAUGGAAAAGGAGACUAUUGUAUUACAAAUCCAUGCUGAAAUCUUUCUCUUCUGGUGAGUAUCGAAAUGUUAUGGAUAUGAACGCCGACUUAGGAGGAUUUGCAGCUGCAAUGGUGGAACACCCAGUUUGGGUUAUGAAUGUUGUUCCCUUUGAUGCAACACACGGCAAUCUUGGUGUUGUCUAUGAGCGCGGCCUGAUUGGAACUUACAUGGAUUGGUGUGAACCCUUUUCUACAUACCCUCGAACAUAUGACUUGAUACACGCUUCUGGCAUAUUCAGUAUGUACAUGGACAAGUGCGACAUUGCUUAUAUACUUCUUGAGAUGCAUCGCAUUCUUCGCCCUGGAGGAACUGUUAUUAUCAGAGAUCAUACAGACAUCAUUGCCAGAGUAAAGAGAAUAACAGGUCAUAUGAAAUGGAAAGGAAAAGUACUGCAGAGUGAGAAUGGGCCCUCUGACCCUGCAAGUGUGCUGCUUAUUGACAAUGCUGAUUAAUUGGUUGUAUUAUCAGUCUUGUUACAGGAAGAAAAUGCGACUCACAAGUGAUAAAUCAUCCUCGUAUGAUGUCCAGAACAAUAGAAAGCUUUGUCAGCAAGAAAUCUCAUUUGACAGUAACAAGCAGUAGUAUAUACAGCUUUAUAAUUAGUUUUUGGGCUAUUGAUAAAGGCGAUUGGAGGUGCAAAACAAGCUGAAAUCUGAAGUUAUGGGUAGCAAUAGCUCUGCAAAAUUGAGUUGAUGAUCCCUCUGUUUCAUUCUUACACUUGUAAAUGACAUAUCUAGCUUCAGGUAGUUUUUAGCUGAACAAUGAUGAUUUCAGAUUCAUAUUGUUUAUUUAUUCUUCUGACCUAGAUGGAGGUUGAUGCUUGCCAGGUUGUAAGCUGCUCUUUCAAGGCUUUUAACAAUCUGUUAAAAUAUUUGAUUUUUACAUCA